CAUGGAUGAGAGAGAAAGGGUCCACAGCAGCACAUGACCAAACCAUCCAAAAGGAAAGACGGGGAGAAAAAAUAAAAAGGCGAAGAAAGGACAGAGCGAGAGAGAACAAGAACCCACCAGUUCAGACCCUCCCCCUCUCCCUCUCCCUGGCCCAUCGAUCGAAUCCACCUCCCUCCCCUCCCGCAAUUCCUCCUGUCCUCGUCCCCGCGGCGAGAUCUGCUCCUUUUCGCCGGAGAAAUCCUCCGUCUUGGGUGCUUGCGAGGUGAGAGACCGGGAGAGCCGCGCCGUUCGCUUUCCCCGGGGGUCAUGGGCGUCCUGAGGAUGACGCUGCGGGUCGUCGCUUCCCAUCUGCCGCAGUUCAGUGCCAAGAACCGCUGAGGGUUGCCUGAAUGGUCUGUCGGACAGAUUGCAACAACAAUGGGAGCAAAAGUAGAAGCUGAGGGCUACAAACUUGGAUAUUAUUCCGUAGGCAAUCUCCAGGUGGGCGCAAAUGGUUGGAGGUCGUCGUACGAGGACGAGAGGACAUCAAAUGGGGAAUUCUGCACUGGCUUCAUGACAGCGGAUGCAGUUGGCUAUUCAGAUUAUGAUAAAGAAAUGUUCAAGCGCACAAUGCUGGCACAUGAAGCUGCAUUCAGACAGCAGGUGUAUGAACUGCAUCGGGUUUACAGAAUACAGAGAGACCUGGCGCAACAGUAUCAAAACAAAGAAGUGCAUGCAUGCUCAAGACUGGAAUAUGCAUCACAGAGAAACUCACCAUCGCAGGUUCCACUGCAUGGUGCGAUGACAAUUGCUGCUUCUGCUGUGAACAAUGAAAAAAGUCACUCCUUGAAGUUUCUAAGGGAAGGCAGUGUCCAGUCCUCGCCAAAUGGAUUUUUCUCAAGUGAUGCUGCUUUACACACCAAACAAGGCAUAUUUGACCUUGAGCUCAGAUCUGAUACUGUUGAAAAUGACAACCCGUCAGAUAAUAAGCCUAUAGAUUUCCUUGGUGUAUCAUCGGAUACAAGGCAUCAGAGUGAUGCUGGCGUCGCAUUAGAUAGGGUGGAAGGUUUCAGGAGGUUAGGUCAUAAUUGCCAAACCUCUUUUUUGCCAACUACAAGUAAGCUUGGAGGUCCGAAUGAGCCGGUUUUGGGCACGUAUACUGGCAGAGCAAAUGGGUCAGUAUCUGGAGGUCUUUCAUACUCCCAGGAGAACCCUUGGCAGCAUUCUGUAUGGAGAUCAACCACAACUAACUACAGUUACAAUAAAGAAUUUUCCAAAGACAAGUGUGCUAAUGAAGGAACAAGCUCUAAUUUCUUCGAUGCAAGUUCCAGGAUAGAACAGGACGAGAGAUCAUUGGUCAAUAAAGGGAAACAUGCCAGCAACAUAAGUUUUCUCGCGCCUAGGUACAGCAACACAGAUCCACGGAAAACUUUCAAUGUUACUGACGAGAGACCUGCAAACAUUAACCAGUUAAUUUACCAAUAUCCGAAUAGUGCAAACGGAUGGUUUUCAAGAAGUCCGCUGGAAGCCUCUGCUCUCAAUAAUUUUUCUAGACUUGACAAUGUACAUGGUUCAAGUGUUAAUACACUUGUUGCUCCAGUCCCUCCUCCGCACAUAGGACAUUCUUCUGUUCCGUCUCGUGUCGGUUCUUGCAUGGUAGACCCAAGGAGCUAUAAGAGCAAUGCCGAUGUACAAUCAUUUCCAAGUUUUAAUGGAUCUUCAACGGUAAAUCCAUAUGUAUGCCUUGGUGCUGCGAACAAAAGCAUUAGAACCUUCACACAUAACCUCAAAAAAAUCAGUAAUUCAGAUGGCAGCUAUUCUGGUGUUCCACUUGAUUCAUUGUUUGCCUCACGAGCACGGCAUGAGGUUGCAAUUUCAAGUGACUUGGAGCAAAAUAAUAGACUGAGGUUUGAACACCCAGCACGGGACUGCCAUGAAGAUCCUGAUAUUGCAAAUGGUAAGGGCAGAAAUAACUUCAAUUUAAAUGAAGCACUGUCAGAUGGUCAGGAAGAUGUUCCUGUAGAGCAAGGCGGGGUUUGUGUUGGCAGUUUACAACGUAUUGUAGGUGAGGGAUCAGUAUCUGGGAUCCCUUGGCUCAGUAAGAAAGCUCCGUUUGCUGAUUCCACAGGUUUGGAAGAACCAAGGAAGGUGUUUGAACAUUCAUAUGAAACUGCAAUGGAGAUGAAAAUUAAUAAAGAUGUAUCGGGAGCAGCUCAGGCUCUUUGCAAUUUGCCAGAUUCUGCGUUGACAUCUGUAGGUUGCGAAGUUAAGAAGAAUAAAACUCAGGAGAGUGCUGCAUGUUUACCUUCUUCAUGCCAGAAAGAUGCUGAAGGUGUCACCAGUAAAACUGGUGCAACCAUCCUGAAUUUCUUUGAUCUGAAUGAUGAUGUACCAAAUGAGGAUAAUUCAGAGUCAUCCAUAGUGUCACGUGAAUGCCAUGUGACCUUGCAGAACAACCAUGCUAAGCGUGGGUUUGUGAUCGAUUUAGAAGUGCCAGCUUGUGAAGAUGCUGCUGCUACAGCUGCGGCAGAGGACAUUCUUGCUUUGUCAAUGGAUGUGCCAGCCACACCCGAUAAUAUCCUGCAGUGGUUUGCAGAGCUGGCUGUAUCAAGGAUUGACGGCCAUGCCAAGCAAGUGGAGGUCGGCGAUUCCAGUGACGGUGAUGAUUUAGAUUCAUUUGAGUCGUUGACACUGAAGCUGGAAGAGACCAAGGGUGUUGAGUUCUCCAGCUGGCCACUGACACCGGCAAUAACGUAUGAUGAACAAACCAUUUCACCCGUGAAUCUCCUGACCAAGCCAAAGAGAAGUCAGCAAAGGAAGCGUCGGCAGAAGCGCGACUUUCAGAAAGAUAUCUUGCCUAGCAUGUCGUCACUUUGUCGUCCUGAAAUCAUCGAGGACAUUGAGCUGCUCGAGGGGUUAGUUCAGAUGACUGGUGGAUCCUGGGAAUCGAGUUUAACUAGGCGGCGACGGACAAGGGGUAAAAAGUCCAAGAAAAGUUUGCCAGAUCCUGUAGAAGAAGAGGUCCAGAUCAGCCCACCCACAAAACCUGAUGGUGUGGGCUUAGAAGCGGAAGACAGGGGUAUGAUUGGGUGGGGAAGAACAACAAGGCGGUGUCGCAGGCCGAGAUGCCCGUCAGGUAUUACUGUCUCUGCUGCAUCCUGAGAAAUGUCGUGGGCAACCAUUGGUCGCGCAUUGCGCUGGGGUAUUCGGUGAUAUCGAUCUGUGACUGGGUGUGAUUUUGUCCCAGUCAGGAGUGUACAUACUUGGCUUGUCAAUCUGGCCUUUAUGGAAAAUUGUUAACUCUACUGUAGUUCAUAAGAGCAGUAGCCUUAUUCAUCUUGAAGGGGUAUAGGUGAGAAUUCUUCUCCGUUUAGCAUGUUGUGCUCUUGCUUAAAAGUACCAGCAUUAAGAUUUUUUCAGACAAUGGAAGAGUUAUAUUAAUCCCGGUCAACUAGCAUUCAGA
Messenger RNA from Lolium rigidum, 3442 nucleotides. RefSeq lists its product as uncharacterized. The coding region runs from base 418 to 3141 and encodes 907 amino acids. NCBI's taxonomy places the organism in Eukaryota, Viridiplantae, Streptophyta, Magnoliopsida, Poales, Poaceae. The transcript has 4 exons. The record is from RefSeq and is a predicted model, not a curated record.